AUGACAAGACAAUACCCCCAACACCAGUCAAUCACGACGCCCCUUUCAUCGCGAGAAAAGGGCGAUUGGGGUUACAAGCGGCCAUUCCCCUUGAAGUCUACGAUGACUACGUCCACGCCUCUGAUUCGAGUCAAGAAUAUCGAUUCUGUCGAAAACGUCACCGACUUCGCGUCGGCUGCAGACCAUUCCCUGUCUUUGGAGAAGUUCCAGGAGCUCCAUGUUGCCAUGUCGGUACCACGAGUGAAGGGUGCUGCAGGAGAGACGAGAGCCGCAUCUAUGUGGCCCAAGUCCGUCUUCGAAGAGGAUCAUGACUCUACCGACCCUCAAGGUCGACAGAGCGACGAGCAACGAUGGAAAUUCAAAGGGCCAUGGCUAGCUAGGAUGGGCGAAGGCGACUUUUCCCGAUACCUGAGUAAGACGGUUCACCCAAAACGCGCCCAGUUUCGAGCACUUCUGAAGCGCAAGCUCGCCGAGGAUAUCACCACAAGUCAGAAGAAGGCGGCCAUGGAAAAAGGUACACCGGCACCUCCCAAGGUGGAACCGCGCGACAUUACAGAAGCACACUUUUCAGAGUAUUUGCGAACUUUGCGCCAUGAUCGGGCUACACUCUAUAGUUUGGUUUCCAAGUUCCUGGAUUUGGCGCCACUAGCUGCACCUAUUGGGGUCACGGGCAUUUUCGCGCCGCCCACGAAAUCCGAAAGUCCCUAUGGCAAGUCGGGCCCGCCGCCCAGCCAUCCAUCCGCAGGCAUUAGCUACUUGCGAACCAAUUCUUACAUGGAGAACCAUCCAGUCUAUGGACCUCAGGCCCGACGCUCACCUGCCUUGGCGAGAGUGGUGUACCCACGAGCCGGCUACAAACCGGCCAAACUUGGUGUCGGCGGCUUCGUCGCCGAUGUUCCUAUCGGUGACAAUGAGUUUAACAUUCGUUUCGGCCGAGGCAGAACCCAAGCCAACAAGAUGCUCAACGGCAUCGCUCAUCUCGACACUACCACAUAUGGUGGCGCUAAGGCGUAUAUUGAGCCUCAAACCGCGACUGUAGACCCCAGCGGAAAAGUUCAUUUGCAGCUUCGCGAAACGCACCCCGAGGCUCAAGUCAUUGCUAAAGAGAGCAAGGGCCUGUCGCGCAUUUAUGACGAUAGUGAGACGAAGGCAAAGCAGGCAACCCCAAGCCGAGGAAAAAAGGGCCAAGCCCGACGGAUGGAGAGAAUUGCGGAUGAGAUGUUGAGUGAAUCUCCACAGACUCAGAGCUGA
Pochonia chlamydosporia 170 is the source of this 1251-nucleotide messenger RNA. Its product is annotated as mitochondrial ribosomal protein subunit domain-containing protein. Gene Ontology annotation, molecular function: structural constituent of ribosome. NCBI's taxonomy places the organism in Eukaryota, Fungi, Ascomycota, Sordariomycetes, Hypocreales, Clavicipitaceae. The transcript has a single exon. Bases 1 to 1251 code for a protein of 416 amino acids. The record is from RefSeq and is a predicted model, not a curated record. Gene Ontology annotation, biological process: mitochondrial translational initiation. Gene Ontology annotation, cellular component: mitochondrial small ribosomal subunit.